AUGGCGCCCACGAGCGCAACCACAUCAGGCUCUGGGACGAGAGGCUGCAGCCCCGAACCUGAACGUCCACCUCUCCCUCCACGUCCGACCGAAUUGAGCCUUCUUCGUGGCCGACCAACAUCCAGCCAUUCACAGAGGCCGAACACUAGACCGGGCUUGGUGUCCACAGCCACCACUGCGGUGUCUGCCACCGAUGUGAAUACUUACCACCGACCAGAUGGCACUCAGGAGCUUAGAAUUGCCCCAAGCCGAGGGGCUUCCGCCGGUUCGGUGUACAGGUUUGGCAGCAACCGCACCAGCGAGGUGGGGGAAGACAGCAACAGCAUCAAAAGCUAUUUUAAUGUGCGUGCGCUUCAAGAUACCGAGAGCAUAUUUGGAGGCGCCCUUGAGGACGGUAAGGACAGCAGAUCUGCCACAGCCAGCGAAGCAGAUCUGAGCGGUUACCCUGCCCCCGAUCUUCAAGAGGCGGACGUAGACUUCGAGCACGAGUUCGAGGAUUUGGACGGCAAUGGGGACAUUGAUGAAGCAGCUGAGGAACAGGUGCACGCCCUCUGGAAAGCAAAGAGGAAGCACUUCUUGAUCCUUUCUGCCGCAGGCAAGCCCAUUUACACCCGCCAUGGCUCAGAUCGAACCAUAUCUAGCUACAUUGGCAUCAUACAGACCAUCAUCUCGGCCUACAGUUCAGCUGAUGACCCUCUCAAGUCUUUCCGAGCUGGCCGCGUUAAGUUUGUCAUCUUGGCCCAAAACAAUCUGUUCCUGGUUGCCAUUAGUUCGCUCCCCGAGUCUGACGUUCAGCUUCGAAUUCAGUUGGAGGCUCUGUACAUGCAGAUUCUCUCCACCUUGACCCUCCCGACGCUGACGCACAUCUUUUCGGUACGCCCUUCAAGCGAUUUGCGACGACCCUUACAAGGCACCGAGAACCUGCUGUCAUCCCUAGCCGACAGCUUUACACGAGGAUCUCCCUCGACGCUCUUGUCUUCUCUAGAAUGCUUGAAAAUCCGCAAGUCUCACCGCAACAUCAUCAACAGCACGAUGGUCAAGGCUCGUGUCGACCAACUACUGUAUGGUUUGGUCGUUGCAGGCGCGCGCCUGGUCAGCGUCAUCCGUCCAAAGAAGCACUCUCUUCACCCCAGCGACCUGCAACUGAUCUUCAACAUGCUCUUCGAAGCCGAAGGGAUCAAAGCCGGCGGAGGCGACUCGUGGAUCCCCAUCUGCCUUCCUGGCUUCAACAAGACCGGCUAUCUCUUCAUGUACGUCAGCUACCUCGACAUGACAGGCGGCGAGGCUCGAGAGCCCGACAUUGACGAGAAGAUAUCCAAAGAAGAUGCCGUCGCCAUCAUCCUGCUCAGCGCAGACAAGGAAAGCUUUGAGCCCUUACAGAGCAUGAAGCGUUAUCUCGUGCACGAGUUCCACCGCAACGGCAGCAUGAGAAUCAUCCAAGCCGCUCUACAAGCCGGCCGACCCUCGCCCACCGACAUCGUCCCCGGCACAUCCGUCCGCCACUUCCUCUUCAAGUCGAAAGGGAAUGUCCAAUUCUUCAUGCCCGCCCUGGGGCCUGAAUUCGACACGCCCCACCGACGACGGCAGUUGAUGACGAUCUACCACACGCUUCACGCCAGCGUCCACACGAAACACGCGGCCGCCAAGGUGCACCACAGCGUGAGCCCGUCGACUUCUGCCCUGGCCUGGAUCACGCCCAUGUUCGAGCUCUACUGCGUGGCCGGCCCAACCACCGCGCGGAACGCCCUGGCACAGAGCGCGAAUAAAAUCGUGCAGUGGGUGCAACGCGAGGAGGAGCGAAUCUUUCUCAUCGGUGGUGCCGUUUUCUAG
Molecule: messenger RNA, 1830 nt
Organism: Cyphellophora europaea CBS 101466
Lineage: Eukaryota; Fungi; Ascomycota; Eurotiomycetes; Chaetothyriales; Cyphellophoraceae
Exons: 1
Coding region: 1-1830 (609 amino acids)
Biological process (GO): vesicle-mediated transport; protein targeting to vacuole
Cellular component (GO): Mon1-Ccz1 complex; fungal-type vacuole membrane
Source: RefSeq, a predicted model, not a curated record